UAGGAAGUUGGCGUGACCUGUGCGCAACCUUGCACAUUACCCAAGUGUACCCCAUUGUUUUUUUUACCGUCACACAACCGACCUAAGACCAUGAGCAGUCUAAUCGGGGCAAGUGCUAGAUGUCUCCGGGCAAACGCGACGGCUCGUCUGCUGAAGCAGGCCAGCGGGAAUGUGUGGUUCGCCCCGGCCCGGCUGCUGUGCGCCGCGGCAGACUUACAGAAGGACCUCGGUGAGAUGGUGAAGAAGAACAAGGUGGUCGUGUUUAUAAAGGGGACACCCGCACAACCCAUGUGCGGCUUCAGCAACGCUGUGGUCCAGAUCCUCAGGAUGCACGGAGUAGAUGAAUACGCGGCAUACAACGUGUUGGAGGACCAGGAUCUGAGACAAGGAGUGAAAGACUUUUCCAACUGGCCCACAAUCCCCCAGGUUUACUUCAAUGGGGAGUUUGUGGGAGGCUGUGACAUUCUGCUCCAGAUGCACCAGAAUGGUGACCUGGUGGAGGAGCUAAAGAAGCUUGGCAUCCACUCUGCACUGCUGGACGCAGAGAAGGAGUCCAAGUAGGGGAAGGUGAUAAUCCUCAGGCAGCUGACGGGACAAGGCAAUGAGUUUCACAGGUUGAAUGCACCCAAGACUGCAGUCUGCACUGAAAACAUUGAUGCGCCCUUACAUUCUAAAAGACACAGCAGUAGUAGUGUAGAUCUGAAAGGAAGUGACUGGUAUAAGCUGUUAUAGUAAAAGCUCCACAUCCCAACUCUUGGGCAAUCAUUCUUUACUGCACUGCUUAGAUACCUGGUCCUUUCAGAUUUGCACAAAUUAAGUGCCUGGGAGAUGUGGGCUAUGAAAUGUGCAGUGUAUGAAGUUCUGGCUUUGUAUCUCUGCCUCACAACACAGUCCUGUUAUGGCAAGGUAUAUACAAACAAGCAAGACAAAAAAAAACAAGGAGUGGACAGUAUCGUCACUGGCAUCUAGGUUUAGGAUGUAUAGGACACAAACAUUGGUGUGUUUUAUCUGCCUAAAAUGUUUACAGCUCCACUUCAGGUCCUCUUACCAUUGGUCAGGUUGUUUAAAUUUUAAGAAAGGGUUUAGUCAAUGUGAGAAGUGCUGUUUGCCUUUUACUUCUUAUUACUUUAUCUGAAGGAGAUUUGUAAGGCUGGUGUCCGUCUUCAUACAUUGUGUUCAGAAAGCCCAAAUACUUGUGACGACACUGUCCGCUUUUUUCUCCCCUCUAAGCCACGACCAGCUUAAGACCAAAUCCCUGUCAGGUAACUCCAGGAAAUGAUUUCACCAGAAUCCCGCCAGAUGCACUGCCUGUACAGUUCCUCUUCUGAAAGGAAGACUGAGGAGAAAACAAUCAAACUGGGGCUAAAUGGCACAGGCAAUCUGGUUUCCACACAUUCUGCCAUAAUAAAAUAGAAAGAGUUGUGACUCGAAUUAAGCACCAAUAUAUCCAUAAAGGGUACUACGGACCACACCUCAUUGUUUUACACAUGCAAAUCAUACAUGUGGCUUCAAGGGUACUGAUCUCUUAAUUGUCAGCAAUUAACAGAUCAGCUUGACUCAACUAUUCAAUUAUUACGGAGAGAGCGUCUGAGAAUCAGGUACAGGCGAGAAAUCGCACAUUUGUAGCUAUUUAACCCCAUGUCUGACUGGCUGCAACAUUAGUGUCUUCCUAUUCAUUCUCCCCACAAAUAUCCAUUGUCUUGUCUAAUGUUGAAGAAUGUCCCGCAUAAAACAUACUCGUGAGUCAUUUAUAUGCCCAAACAAUUCACUUCCCCCUUGUCUUUUUUUCCCCUUAAAACUGCCUGACUUACAAUAUAUAUGGAUAGGAAGGAGCUGUAAAAUCCUGAGUUUCCUGUUCCUGCCCAGGUCUGUUGUUUUAAGGGAAAGGAGAGGAUGCUAUAUAUAUAUAUUGAGUGUGUAACUGAGCCUAAAAAUCACUCAUUAUCGAUCAUUGUAUUUACUUCUGCUGCUUAAACUUAUCUAAACAAUGCUCUUGUAGUACACUGUAAGAUAUUGUACAUUGAAAGGAUAUUAAAUGUAUUUUAGUUGCAUGUACACUGUUGAACAAUUAAAUAUUUUUUGUGACACAACUGGUGACUUGACUUUUCGUUCUCUUAACAUCUAACCUGAGGUGACGUACAUAUUUGUGUGCUUUGCAUUUGACAGUGUCAAAAUCCAAGCAAGGUGGUGCAAAUCAGAUUGCCUUGAAAAUCUUCUUGAUACUCUUUUUAGAUUGAUUUCUAUCCGUAAACUCAGUUUUGCUCGACUGUGGUUGAAGGAUGAUGAUGAUGAUGAAACUUAGUUUUCUUGGCCUCUAUCA
This is a messenger RNA of Lampris incognitus (smalleye Pacific opah), 2320 nucleotides long. RefSeq names its product glutaredoxin 5 homolog (S. cerevisiae) (gene glrx5). The record is from RefSeq and is a predicted model, not a curated record. Lineage: Eukaryota; Metazoa; Chordata; Actinopteri; Lampriformes; Lampridae. The coding region runs from base 91 to 561 and encodes 156 amino acids. The transcript is spliced from 2 exons.